GGUGGUCCUGAAGUUGGAAGUGUUGGGUUUUUCAGUUUACUGGAGCAGUGUGUCUACUAUCAGAUUGUUUUUCGUGGUCUUUGGCGUUUAUGGAAUUUCAUUCUCUUUUGUUAACGAAUUGGUUGGAUUAACCUAUGAAUCUUUAUAAGCUAAGCUCUUUUCAAGCCGCUAAUGUGGAUAAAAAAAGAGCCAAACAGUUUAAAGGAUUCAAGUUCAUGGUUUAGAAACAAACAAAAAGACAUCAAUUUUGGAAAUUGUCCAAUGCUCUCUUGAUGAGUUUCCAUUGUAGAGACGGUGAAUAAUUUCAAUCCUUAAUUUUUGCAGAAGCACUAGCCUCUCCUGCAGCCUUCUAUUCGAACGCACACCAUCAUGAGACUAUUGUCUUCGUAUGUGUGAAGUGCGUUUAUGUUUCCUUGACAUACCUAUUGAUAUGGUUUUAUGCUUUGAUUUUUUGUAAUACUCUGGAUUUUUUGUCCAUAUGGCUCAAUAAGAAACACAGUGUUAAAAAAAAAAAAAUUAUAUAACUCGCAAUCAAUACCCCCACAUUACCUCUCUUAUGCGAGCCCACACAUACACAUGAUAACUCUGUAUAGUAUUUGAAGUGAUUGAAAACAAACAUAACAAAAAUGAGUCGUUCAUAUCACAGUUCAAACAACCGACACUCAGUAUUGUCUCAACCGUUCCUGCCUUUCAACUAAUUCUUAUUGUACACUUUGGUACCCAAUUUGUACAACAUUCUCACAUCAAAACCAAGAGAAAAUGGUGGCUUCUCAUGGUGAGGACACCGAAAGUUCCUCCACCAAAAAGAAAAAGGAGACCUCCGCAGUGGUAUAUCGCGGGGCACGCAUGAGAAGCUGGGGCAAAUGGGUCUCGGAGAUUCGGGAGCCUCGUAAGAAAUCAAGAAUCUGGCUCGGGUCUUUCCCCACGGCGGAGAUGGCAGCUCGUGCGCACGAUGUUGCGGCGCUGAGUAUCAAAGGAAGCUCGGCAAUCCUUAACUUUCCAGAGCUCACUAACUCUCUGCCACGACCUGUCUCGCUCAGCCCAGCCGACAUCCAGGCCGCAGCAACAAAGGCCGCAUUUAUGGAAUUCAAAACACCAACGCUUCAUCUCGAGGAUGAAACGCCAUCUCAAACUAGAUGUGCGACUGAGACGAGCGACAAGGCGUCGUCCUCACCCACUACGUCUACGCUCUCAGAGGAGCUAGGAGAAAUCGUGGAGUUGCCGACUCUAGACAACGAGUUAAGUAAAGAUUUUAAGUUGUUCGACUCGUUGGAAGGGUUGGUCGGGAUGCCUCCAUGGCUAGAUGCUACCGAUAAAGAUUUUUCGUAUGGAGAGGAUCCAGUACUGUUUGACCCACUUUCCCAAGAAAGCUUGUUGUGGAAUCAUUAGUAAGAUUUUCUUGGAAAAGAAAAUUAUAUUUUGUUUCCUUCUCUCCAUUUCACCAAAUACCCAUACCCAUAAUUUCAUAUGCGUACUUUAUCUCCAAGUACAACCUUAGAUUAGUAAAUACUUCCGCUAACGGAAUUAUGUAAAGUGUAAACAACACAAGCUUUCCUUGUUUCUUUUCUUUAUCUUGCAUUGAUUGUUCACAUAUAGUUAAACUUUGUGUUAUUAAUAUUUUUGGGUGGUUUAGUCAUUUAAAUGUAACUAGGAUAAGACCUGCGCCUUGCGCAGGGUGAAUUUAUUUGUAUAUAUUUCGGUAGUUUCUUUUAUAUAUUUGAUCAUUUUAUUUAUAUAUAUAAAAUAUUUUUGUUGUUAUUA
This is a messenger RNA of Brassica napus (rape), 1761 nucleotides long. Its product is annotated as ethylene-responsive transcription factor ERF042. Gene Ontology annotation, molecular function: DNA binding; DNA-binding transcription factor activity. The transcript has a single exon. Gene Ontology annotation, biological process: regulation of DNA-templated transcription. The coding region runs from base 760 to 1389 and encodes 209 amino acids. Lineage: Eukaryota; Viridiplantae; Streptophyta; Magnoliopsida; Brassicales; Brassicaceae. The record is from RefSeq and is a predicted model, not a curated record.